AUGGAUUCGCCCGACUGUGUCGAGUGCAAGGCUGUGCUCGAGGACCUGGAGAACAUCGACUCGGACACCGAUCGACAUGGAAUUAUAUCCAUGAGAGAUAGGGGUGCGGACAGUUCGCCCGAUACAUUGAUUAGCGUCGUGAAGACGGCUGAGACAGAGAUAGCCCGCGAGUAUGGCAUCAAAGAGCUGCCGGCGCUCAUCUACUUUGAGCGCCAGAUUCCCAGCGUAUAUGAGGGCGAUAUGCGGGCCGAGGAGGACGUACUUCAGUGGCUCGUCCAGCAAAAAACGGAAGACACCAUCGAGUCGGUCAAUCGGGAACUACUGGAACAGCUCAUUGAGACCACACAACAAUUAUUUUUCAUGCAUAUUUAUCUGCGUUUAACUAAUUACUCUAAAUAUGCCGCAGAUAAGCCGAGCUGUCGGGCGUGCGAUAUAGUGCUGGACGAGUUGGAAAACAUCGAUGACGAUUGCGAGAUAUAUGGCAUCAACUUUGUGAAGAUCCAGGACCAGCCGCUGGCCAAACGGUACGGCAUUAAGACAUACCCGGCGCUCAUAUACUUUCGUAACGGCAAUCCACUCAUCUAUGAU
This is a messenger RNA of Medioppia subpectinata, 588 nucleotides long. The record is from the annotation of a GenBank genome assembly. Lineage: Eukaryota; Metazoa; Arthropoda; Arachnida; Sarcoptiformes; Oppiidae.